Molecule: messenger RNA, 1075 nt
Organism: Dermacentor albipictus
Lineage: Eukaryota; Metazoa; Arthropoda; Arachnida; Ixodida; Ixodidae
Molecular function (GO): serine-type endopeptidase inhibitor activity
Source: RefSeq, a predicted model, not a curated record
UCGCCUGUGUGCACGCGCAUAUUUCUCGUGGAACAACGGUUUAGGAGGCGGAGGUACGAUCGCCACCGGACAAGGAAUGCAAGCGGCAAGCCCCAGUCGUGCCAUUCCCAAGAUGUCCCCUGCCAUCCGCGUAAAUGCGUCCAACGCCACGCUGCUCCACGAACAGCCUUUAAGCAUCCUGCCACGGAUUAUGUUCGGCAGCUCCUUGUUCUGCCUCUGCGUCAUGUUCGUGGUUGUCGUGGGGACGUUCACCAACUGGCCUACACGCAACGAGCUCGAGCAAGACGACAGCAGCCUGCCGGAGAUCCAGGACAGCCGAAGCGCCGUGGUCACCGAUGCCCCGAAACAAGCUGCGAAGGUCACGGCAGCUGCCUUGGAGGGCGAGGCAAGACGACGUCUCGCCAAGAGAAAUGGAACGAAGGACACCGUCAAGGCGGUCUGCGACCGAUUCUCGUUCACGUACUGUGCCGAAGGCAUGAGCGGGGGCCAGCGGCACUACUACGAUUGGACGAUCGGAUUGUGCGUGCCCACUUCGCACGACGCACAGUUCUGGUGCAACCGAGGCCGCAACCGGUUCGCUUCUCUCGAGCAUUGCCAGCGCCGCUGCGUAACGAGGAAGCCGCCUUCCAGGCAGUGUUCUUCGCCGACUUCUUUCACUGUUUGCUCCAGGCGCGACAUGAAGCAUGGCCUGUGGUUCUGGGACGGCGACAGCUGCGUCGGGUGGAACUACAACCGCGGCAACUGCAUGGUCUCGCGGGGCCGCGAGCUCACGAGCAAGGCCGCUUGCAUCGAGGCCUGCCAGCCGCCCGCGAACGGCACCCAGAAGCCGGCGGACCCGACGCUGUGCAGCGCCACCAGGUCCGCGCGCUGCACGACCGCCAAAGUGCGCUUCCCGUUCUUCGCGGCGCGCAAAGGCGGCGACCACUUCGAGUGCGUCGAGGCCAGCGCCGAGCGCCUGCAGCGCCGGCUGUGCCUCAGCCCCGGCAACAACUUCGACACGAUCGAAGAGUGCGACACCGCGUGCAAGCGCGGCAGCAGGGAAAAAAAUCGACUGUAAUACAAUUGUGUUUCGUUC